This is a messenger RNA of Sebastes umbrosus (honeycomb rockfish), 2920 nucleotides long. RefSeq names its product makorin, ring finger protein, 1 (gene mkrn1). NCBI's taxonomy places the organism in Eukaryota, Metazoa, Chordata, Actinopteri, Perciformes, Sebastidae. The record is from RefSeq and is a predicted model, not a curated record. The coding region runs from base 52 to 1380 and encodes 442 amino acids. Gene Ontology annotation, biological process: protein polyubiquitination. Gene Ontology annotation, molecular function: ubiquitin protein ligase activity; metal ion binding. The transcript is spliced from 8 exons.
UAGCGGAGCUGUCCGGAACAUCCGGCUGAGAGCCAGUCAACAUAAACAGCGAUGGCGGAGGCAGCAGAGGCAGCAGCAGCAGCAGCGGGUCAGAGCUCCACGGAGGGACAACCAGGGACACCAGGGACAGCAGGCUGGACAAAACACGUCUCCUGCAGAUAUUUCAUGCACGGUCUUUGCAAAGAAGGAGAGAACUGUCGAUAUUCUCACGAUCUGACCAACAGCCAACCUGCAGCCAUGAUUUGCAAGUUCUUCCAGAAGGGAAACUGUGUGUUUGGGGACCGGUGCAGGUUUGAACACUGUAAACCUGCAAAAAACGAGGAGGCACCGACCCCCCAGACGCUGCCGCUGCCCUCCGCCUCGCUGGCCGGCUCGUCAGACCCAGAAUCCAGUGGGCCAAUGCCUGGUUCAGGGGCUCAAGACUGGGUCAACGCUGCUGAGUUUGUUCCAGGACAGCCGUACUGUGGACGGGCUGAGCCGGUGAAGGGGGAGAGCUCCGUCCCUCUCAUCGAGGAGUUUGAUGGCGAGGCGUCGCAGGACAACAAAGAGCUGAGGAAGCAGCUCUGUCCGUACGCGGCCGUCGGAGAGUGUCGCUACGGGAUCAACUGUGCCUAUCUCCACGGCGACGUGUGCGACAUGUGCGGCCUCCAGGUGCUCCACCCCACCGACAACGGCCAGCGCUCCGAUCACACGAAGGCGUGCAUCGAGGCCCACGAGAAGGACAUGGAGAUUUCAUUCGCCAUCCAACGCAGCAAAGACAUGAUGUGCGGCGUGUGUAUGGAGGUGGUGUUUGAGAAGGCCAACCCGAGCGAGCGCCGUUUCGGCAUCCUCUCCAACUGCAGCCACUGCUACUGUCUAAAGUGCAUUCGCAAGUGGAGGAGUGCCAAGCAGUUUGAGAGCAAAAUCAUCAAGUCUUGCCCAGAGUGUCGAAUCACAUCCAACUUUGUCAUCCCCAGCGAGUACUGGGUGGAGGAUAAGGACGACAAGCAGAAACUCAUCCAGAAAUACAAGGAUGGCAUGGGGACUAAACCGUGUCGAUACUUCGACGAGGGCCGCGGAACGUGUCCUUUUGGCUCAAAUUGCUUCUACAAGCACGCCUUUCCUGACGGACGGCUGGAGGAAGCUCAACCUCAGCGAAGACAGACCGGAUCCAACAGCAGGAAUCGGAACUCGAGGCGAACACCGCUGUGGGACAUCUUCGACGAGCGGGAAAGCACCGACUCCUUCGACAACGAGGACGAGGAGAUGGUGACGUUUGAGCUGAGCGAGAUGCUCCUCAUGCUGCUCGCCGCGGGAACCGACGACGAGGUGACGGAUUCAGAGGAUGAAUGGGACUUGUUUCACGAGGAGCUGGACGAUUUCUAUGAGAUCUACCUAUAGCAGCCCCCCCCCCCCACCAACCUCCCUCCCCACCCCCCCAUGUAUACUAGACACUAGAAUGGACUGUCUUGUGCGAGUAAUGGACAGUAGCUUUUCCCUCCCACCCCCCCUGUAUUGUGGCAGUGCCUUUAAGCAGGCCAUUAAUAAAUGAACUUAUAAAAGAUUUAAAAAAACAACAAAAAAAUAAAGAAUCCAACAAGUCCGUGCGCUCGUGCUAAACAUUUUCUAGACAUCUAUCCUCGUGGGUCUAUCUUCGUGCGGUUCAUGUUAAAAAGGAAAAACGACAAAAAGAACUCGAUAUAAGAUUUAACAAAACUUUUUCUUCAAAAUAUUGCUAAUAAACAUUGUCAAGUUUAUUUUGUGGGUUGUGGGUUUGACUUGUUUAAUCAUCUACCCAGGUGUUAACUUCUGAGACUCUGAGGAUGCACUCGAACUUACUCGGCACCAUUUACUGUAACCGUGACGUUACGGGCAUGUUGUGAGAUUUUACAGACGCUUUUUGAACUCUUUUUUUUUUUUUCUUUAUUAAAGCUGCUGAUAUCCAAUAUAUUGUGCUGAUGUUUAAUACAUUAAUCAUGUUGUACUGAGAAGUAUUUACUGUGUCGCCCCUUUUACUCAGAGUUAAAACAAGACAAAUCAAAUCAAACAGUGAAACUCUUUAAAGCAAGGCGACCUCGAGCCCCGAUCCUGAAUAACCGUCUUCGUGACUCCGACGUUUCAGUCGCUGAGCAGCUCUUAAUAUUUGAUUAUCAAUCUACACUAAUUAUCGCCCACAGAGGAGCUGCUCAGUGCUGCCGCUGCUGGCUGGAAGCUCUACUACAGCUAUACUACUGAACAAAAUGGUACUCCCCUUCACGUAUCUUUCAGCCGUCAACGUCAGCGCUGAACAGUCGCUGAGUUACACUUCAUAAGCUGCUUAUUGACUCAAGCGUCCGGGUCACAAAGACACCGACCCUCAUGUUGUGUGAUUGGUCCUGGAUCCGGGCUCGAGGUAGACCUGCUAAGUGACCCCCCCUACCUUCCUCUCAUAAACACGCACCUGUUGAAGUAGUCUGGGAAACGUUCUGCCUUUUGAAUGAAUUUAUUGUGCAAUUAAAGUGAAAUGUUACGUGAGGUUUUCCAGAUAUACUUUGUUUUUUUUGUUUUUUUCUGUGAUCCAACUGUCAAAUCUUUCCCUCCUCUCCUCUCCACCACCCUGACCUGAAUCUCAGCAUCCAGGAACACCUGUGGUACCAUUAGAAAGGGCAAGUCCUUCCUCAGAACCAGGCUAAAAAAAAAAAAAAAGAGUCAACACUUGAACCUCUGCAGCAGACUUUAACAGAGCUGAGAGACUUUUUAAUUUCCCACCACGCCACAACAACACCAGUGUGAUGUGAAGUGUUCGUUCACUGCUCUCUGUCGCUGAUCCACAGAACUGCUGAUACAGCCGGUCUCAACCUGUUAAACUCCAUCGGAAUGCAUAUGUUUAUACUGAAAUGUGUGUUUUCUAUGUUCCACAGCCAUCCAUCUUAACUUGAAAUUAAAGUUUAUUAUCAAUCUC